Messenger RNA from Aphanomyces invadans, 1464 nucleotides. RefSeq names its product inosine/xanthosine triphosphatase. The coding region runs from base 1 to 699 and encodes 232 amino acids. Gene Ontology annotation, biological process: thiamine metabolic process. NCBI's taxonomy places the organism in Eukaryota, Oomycota, Saprolegniomycetes, Saprolegniales, Verrucalvaceae. The record is from RefSeq and is a predicted model, not a curated record. The transcript is spliced from 2 exons. Gene Ontology annotation, molecular function: ribonucleoside triphosphate phosphatase activity.
AUGUCCUGUUUAGCGCAGCAUUUGACGCUGUGCCUGCUGGGCGACUCGCCCUCAGUCGCUGCCCUCCACUUGCUCGUGGCAUCCGCCUUGGCCAACAACAGUAUGGCGGCGGCACGCGGCACGAGCCAUCACGUCGUUGUGGCGUCCAAGAACCCAGUCAAGGUGGGCGCCGCGCGAGAUGGAUUUGAAAAGUCGUAUCCAGGCCAUAAGUUUGCCGUCACUGGCGUGAACGUCCCAUCUGGCGUGUCGACGCAACCCAUGACGAGUCGGGAGACGUUGGUCGGCGCGACGAACCGACUGCACGCAGCGCGCGAGCGCGUUCCAGACGCAGACUUUUGGGUCGGCAUCGAAGGCGGCGUCGAGCAAACGAUUGUUGGCGACGGACACGAUCCGCACGUGAUGGAAGUGUUUGCGUGGAUUGUGGUGGAGGCCGCGGACGGCACGCAAGGCAUGAGUCGAACAGGAUCGUUCUACCUUCCCGAAGGAGUCGUCAAGCUCGUUGUGGGUGGCUUGGAACUUGGCCAUGCAGACGAUCAAGAGUUUGGGCGGACCAACUCGAAGCAUCAAACCGGCACAGUCGGGCUGCUCACAGACGACCGCAUCACGCGGCAAUCGUACUACGAACACGCCGUCUUGCUGGCGCUCAUUCCACUCAAAAACUCUCAGUUUCGCUUUGCCUUGCCGACAGUGCACCUUUAAUACGUAUCGACGGAGGGCAACGAUGACUCUGCGACUCAAACUACGCGUAACAUCCCACCAUGCACCGACGGUGGCGCGGAAACCCCGCUUCGAGCCUCCUCAAUUGCUCUCUGAACUUAUGAAUGCACUGGCAUAUGGAGGAGCGCAAGCUUUACUUUCCUUGCGACUCGGCCUUCUUCAGCGUAGAGGCUGCCGACUCCGACCCCCGUAAAAGCCGUCGAGGACAUUGGUCUACACUGAUUGUCGGCAUGCCAUUGCGUGAGAGUGUUGUCGAACGGUCUGGAGCUGCAUGUGCGGUCCAGGCAACGUCACCACUGCAAAUCUGUGGCUGUGCGCGGUGAACCACACCGUUCGAGUCUGGAACAUGACGCCCCCCCUUGUCCAUGCCAGCAUCCCCCCCUUCAACGACACCACCAAUUCCCCUGAAAAUGAAAUCAUCACAUUCCCUGUCGGGCCUGUUCUUCCAUCGGCCACAAGCUCACCCCUCGAUGGACCGCGAGCCGCGACCGUCUCUUCUUGGUCCAACGAGUCGGUCGCUGUGACUGCUGCUGUUUCCGGAGUUCUUGUCACCGUCGCUGUUGGCUGGGCUUGCCGAAUCCGACAAAUGCGCGCCACCAUGACACGGGGACACUCGGAUGAUAGCGGCCCGCUCGAUUAUACUUGCGAAGGCAGCCCUGUCGAUCACUCGGCCCUAGCAACACCUUCAUCGCCAUGACGUACUCGGAUAUCGAGUGUUGGCAUAAUACAUGGUCGGUUCCUUUCCGA